GGAGCAUUCUUAUUCCUCUCUCUCCAUGUCUAUCUAUAAAUACGACCUUACGUUAAAAUGCUCUCUUUUUCCUUCUUCCCCCUUUUUUUUCUCUGCUUUGUCUUCUCCACGACUACCAACCCGUUCUCGGUAUUCUCCCGGCCGGCUUUUGACCGUCCACCUCCGACCACCGGAAAUUUUUAUUUACCGACAUUUAAUAUCUUCCAGAUUAUUCGUUAGGUGGAAAAUUUGAGUAUCAUGGAUGCCCCUAAAGAGUCUGGACUUCGUAAUGUUAGCUCAGUUUGCUCCAUUCCAGAAAUGGAUGAUUUUGAUCUCACAAAGCUUCUUGAUAGACCAAGACUCACCAUCAAAAGAGAGAGAUCAUUUGAUGAAAGGUCACUUAGUGAGAUGUCUUUAUCAAGAGGCCUUGAGAAUUUGGAUGUUGCAUAUUCGCCAGGUGGACGCUCAGGAUUUGAUACACCUGCUUCAUCCACACGAAACUCUUUUGAACCCCAUCCAAUGAUUGCUGAAGCCUGGGAUUCUCUUCGUAGAUCAUUGGUACAUUUCAGGGGACAACCAGUUGGCACAAUUGCUGCAUAUGAUCAUGCAUCUGAAGAAGUUCUAAACUAUGAUCAGGUGUUUGUAAGGGAUUUUGUACCUAGUGCACUGGCGUUUCUAAUGAAUGGAGAGCCUGAUAUAGUGAAGAAUUUUCUGUUGAAGACACUUCAGCUUCAAGGGUGGGAAAAAAGAAUUGAUAGAUUCAAACUCGGGGAAGGGGCAAUGCCUGCUAGUUUUAAAGUUCUUCAUGAUCCAGAAAGAAAAACAGAUACAAUUGUUGCAGAUUUUGGUGAGAGUGCUAUUGGAAGAGUUGCACCUGUUGAUUCUGGAUUCUGGUGGAUUAUAUUGCUUCGUGCAUAUACAAAGUCUACUGGAGAUUUAACCCUAGCUGAAACUCCAGAUUGCCAAAAGGGAAUGAGGCUUAUAUUAACUUUGUGUUUAUCAGAAGGUUUUGAUACGUUUCCAACUUUGCUCUGUGCAGAUGGGUGCUCAAUGAUUGAUAGAAGGAUGGGGAUUUAUGGUUAUCCUAUAGAAAUACAAGCUCUUUUCUUUAUGGCAUUGAGAUGUUCAUUGGCAAUGCUGAAACUUGACUCAGAGGGAAAGGAAUUUGUGGAAAGAAUAAUGAAGAGGCUGCAUGCAUUGAGCUUUCACAUGAGAAGUUAUUUCUGGAUUGACUUUCAACAACUGAAUGAUAUCUAUCGCUAUAAAACAGAGGAGUAUUCUCACACUGCUGUAAAUAAGUUUAAUGUUAUUCCUGAUUCAAUCCCAGAUUGGGUAUUUGAUUUUAUGCCAACACGUGGUGGUUACUUUGUUGGUAAUGUGAGUCCAGCAAGGAUGGAUUUUAGGUGGUUUGCUUUAGGCAACUGUGUUGCUAUUUUAUCUUCUCUUGCUACCCCUGAACAAGCUUCUGCAAUUAUGGAUCUUUUUGAAGCACGUUGGGAGGAGCUUGUAGGAGAAAUGCCUAUAAAGAUUUGUUAUCCUGCAAUUGAAAGUCAUGAAUGGAGAAUUGUAACUGGUUGUGAUCCUAAGAACACUAGAUGGAGUUACCACAAUGGAGGAUCUUGGCCAGUGCUUCUGUGGUUGCUAACGGCGGCAUGCAUCAAAACGGGGAGGCCACAGAUAGCAAGAAAGGCGAUUGAACUGGCGGAGAGCCGCCUGCUGAAGGACGGGUGGCCGGAAUACUAUGACGGAAAAAAUGGAAGAUACAUCGGGAAGCAGGCGAGGAAGUAUCAGACAUGGUCAAUUGCUGGAUAUUUGGUAGCAAAGAUGAUGUUGGAAGAUCCAUCACAUUUGGGGAUGAUUUCUCUUGAAGAUGAUAGACAGUUGAAACCCAUCAUUAAGAGAUCUUCUUCAUGGACUUGCUGAAAAAGGUAAAAAAAAAAGGUGAGAUGAGUAAUCUCCGAUUAUUAUAAAAAAAGAAAGUUGCUUGAAUUCUUCUUCUGAGUUGUGUCUUGUUUAGGUGAAUUUGAGUGUUUUGUUAUGUGUACAUUACCCAUUUGACAUGUCUUGUCUUAUUGCUUCUUAUAAUAAAAAAACAUGACAAUGUGAUGGUGCUCUUAUUAUUUAUCUUCAAAUUUGCAAAGGUGUUAUGAGAUUUCUAUU
This is a messenger RNA of Lactuca virosa, 2139 nucleotides long. The record is from the annotation of a GenBank genome assembly. Lineage: Eukaryota; Viridiplantae; Streptophyta; Magnoliopsida; Asterales; Asteraceae.